Cercospora beticola is the source of this 1774-nucleotide messenger RNA. It is a transcript of the gene PEX12, whose product is annotated as ubiquitin-protein ligase peroxin 12. Gene Ontology annotation, cellular component: peroxisomal membrane; peroxisomal importomer complex. Gene Ontology annotation, molecular function: zinc ion binding; protein binding; ubiquitin-protein transferase activity. Lineage: Eukaryota; Fungi; Ascomycota; Dothideomycetes; Mycosphaerellales; Mycosphaerellaceae. The record is from RefSeq and is a predicted model, not a curated record. Gene Ontology annotation, biological process: protein monoubiquitination; protein import into peroxisome matrix.
AGCUCACUCCACGAAAGCACUUCACACUAUACACGACAAUGCGCCCACGAUAACAUCAAGUCUCUCUCUAGCAACUCAUCAUGGAGUUCAUGACCGCCCUCAGCGGCGGCUACGACAACCAAAAGCCCUCUCUCUUCGAAAUCCUCUCCGAAAACGAGCUCAACAGCCUCAUCCCACCCUCCCUGCGCUAUCUCCUCGCAGUCGCAACCCAUCGCAAUCCCCGCUACCUCCUCCGAAUCCUCAACAAUUUCGACGAACUCUACGCCCUCUUAUCCCUCGCUCUCGAACGCUUCUACCUCCGAACCUACGGCGGAGGUUUCACCGAGAACUUCUACGGCCUCAAACGCGAACGCGUCCUCCGCAUCAAAGGCGGUGAAAGCACACGCGCACGACUCGGCGCACCGAAAGAAGUCCGCCAAACACUACAACUCCACGAUGGAGAUGUUUGGAAGAACUUGGCGGUUAUGGUGGGGAUUCCGUAUAUCAAACGGAAAUUGGAUGAGAGUUAUGAUAUUCAUGCUAGUGGAAUAAACAUGCUUGGACCGGCGUACCGCGAUCGGGAGAGAUAUCCUACAGAAGGGAAGUUGAAAGAUAAGAUCAUGUGGGUGUAUAAAUGGUUUCUACGGAAAUGCUAUCCUUCCGUCAACGCAGUGUACUACUUCUCGCUGCUGGCAUUCAAUUUGGCCUAUUUGUUUGAUGGGACGAAGUAUCACAGUCCGUUUAUGUGGAUCAUCGGGAGUAGGAUACGAAGAUUGAAUGAGGCGGAUAGUAAGGCUAUUGCUAUGGCACUAGAACCGAAGCCUGCACCGCCUGCAGCGAGACCGGGACAGACGACGAGUUUGUUUUCGCCGAGGACGAUGUCGAGAGUUUUGCAGCCGAGAGUUGUGACGGCGUUGAAGUUGUUGUUGCCGACGAGUAUUUUUGCGCUCAAGUUCUUGGAGUGGUGGCACAAUUCGGAUUUUGCGAGGCAGUUGAGCAAGAAGGCGAAUGAGGGUUUGGAACUGCCCCUACCGAGUAUUAGUGGGUUGCCGAAGGGCGCGAGAGCCGCUGCGAAGAAGAGCGAGGAGAGGGAGAAGAAGGCGGAGUUUGCGGAUGAGAAGGGAGAAAGGCCGAGGAGCAGCAGCUUGAGGAGAGACAGUGGUUUCGAUGGGCCGCCGAUUUCUGCGACGAGCAUGCUGCCGAUUUUGACUGUUCCGCCGCCGUUAACAGUGAACGGAGAGGGGGAGAAUGUCACAGCACUAUGUCCAAUCUGCGUGCAGGCUAUUCAGACACCCACUGCUGCACAGACGGGAUACGUCUACUGCUACACGUGCAUCUUCAAAUGGGUUGAUGGCUCGCAUCCACGACAGGAAGCUUUCCUCGAAGGCUCAGGCGAAGAAGAGGGUGCGAGAGGCUGGGUCGAGGAGGGCGGUGGCAGUCGGCGAGAGAAGUGGGAGAGCGGUGCAGGACGCGAUGCUGUCACUGGAAGGAAAGUGCUUGGUGGCACCAGUGGCCUGCGGAGAGUCAUGGUGUAGAAAAUUUCGUUCACCUACAUGUACUCCGGCACCUGUCCCAGGUUUCACAACACCAGACUGGCGCGUCCAUCGCAUUUCGGUUCAGAAGCUCAUGUGCACGGCAGAGGAUUCGAAAUGACUGCAGUGGCACAUGGCUAGAACUCCGCGCUUGGACUGCUCUCGGACCAUGGACCUAUACUCAUUGAAACACGGUUGUCACACGAACAGAGCAAACAUCUGCAACUCAUGCAGAAGCCGACUGAAAUUGUUACGCAACGCAC